Juglans regia (Persian walnut) is the source of this 2370-nucleotide messenger RNA. Its product is annotated as protein KINESIN LIGHT CHAIN-RELATED 1-like. The record is from RefSeq and is a predicted model, not a curated record. NCBI's taxonomy places the organism in Eukaryota, Viridiplantae, Streptophyta, Magnoliopsida, Fagales, Juglandaceae. The transcript has 3 exons. Gene Ontology annotation, molecular function: protein binding. The coding region runs from base 339 to 2123 and encodes 594 amino acids.
GUUUUUAAUGAUUCGUCCCGUAAAAAAGUACAGAUCGAAUCCCAAAAUAACAACGUAGAGACGGACAGAGCUUGAGAGUGCACAGUAACAGUCACGCCACCCCAAACCCAACUCCUGCUCCUCCAUCUCCAUCUUCGUCUUCAUCUUCAAGUCGAAUGUACCUUUUGACUUUGAUCGAAACCUCUCUCUCGCUUUGCGUUGCGAGCAGAGAGAGACAUCUGAUCUUCUUCCCUUCCAAAAUAUAUUCUCAUCACUGCUCAAGGUAAUAUGUUCUAAUCCUUCCUUUUCCAUUCUUUAUUACUAGUUACCACGCCCCAUCCAACCUCCUCUCAUUCACGAUGCCGGGCCUAGUCUCCGUUAAGUCCCCGCCGGACUCUACGCCGCUCCGUGUUUCAGUCCCCGAUGCCCAAAGAUCCGAGCCCGUCAACUCUAAACCUCCCUCCCCGCUCCCUAAGAGACUUCCUUCUCCUUCUUCUUCCCGAUCCAAAUUCUCUCCCAGGAAGCCCCCGCCAGAGACCCCCACCCUGGAUCUCAACCCCAACUCCGACUCUGCACUUGACAACCCGGAUCUCGGCCCUUUCCUCCUCAAACUUGCCCGUGACACUAUCGCUUCCGGCGAGGGCCCCACCAGGGCUUUGGACUACGCGCUCCGUGCUUCCCAGUCGUUCGAGCGGUGCGCUACGGCCGACGGCGAGCCUAGCCUGGACCUUGCGAUGAGCCUUCACGUUUUGGCAGCGAUAUACUGCAGCCUUGGCCGCUUCGAGGAGGCGGUCCCCGUCCUGGAGAGGGCGAUUCGGGUCCCCGACCCUCCGAGAGGUGCGGAUCACGCGCUUGCCGCGUUCUCGGGUUACAUGCAGCUCGGGGACACGUACUCGAUGCUCGGACAGGUCGAUAAAUCCAUCGUCUCCUACGAAGAAGGGCUUAAGAUCCAGAUCGAGGCCCUGGGGGAGUCGGAUCCGAGAGUCGGAGAGACUUGCAGGUACUUAUCAGAGGCCCACGUUCAAGCAAUGGAGUUUGAUAGAGCAGAAGAGUUGUGCAAGAAAACUCUUGAAAUUCAUCGCGUGCACAGUGAACCAGCAUCUCUUGAAGAAGCAACUGAUCGUCGGCUGAUGGCUCUCAUAGUUGAGGCAAAAGGAGACUAUGAAACAGCCCUUGAGCACCUUGUCCUUGCCAGCAUGGCAAUGAUUGCAAACGGACAAGACAGUGAGGUUGCUGCUAUUGAUGUCAGCAUUGGCAGCAUUUACAUGUCUCUCUGUCGCUAUGAUGAGGCUCUAUUUUCCUACCAGAAGGCCCUUACCGUUUUCAAAUCAUCAAAGGGUGACAACCACCCUUCUGUUGCCUCUGUUUUUGUACAUCUUGCUGACCUAUAUCACAGAACCGGAAAGCUCCGAGACUCCAAAUCCUACUGUGAAAAUGCCCUGAAGAUAUAUGCAAAGCCUGUGCCUGGAGCUACAGCAGAAGACAUUGCUGGCGGGUUGACUGAGAUAUCUGCCAUUUAUGAGUCUGUGGAUGAGCCUGAGGAGGCUCUGAAGCUUCUGCAGAAGGCAAUGAAAAUGUUGGAGGAUAAACCAGGACAGCAAAGCACAAUUGUGGGAAUAGAAGCACGAAUGGGAGUGAUGUUUUACAUGGUUGGGAGGUAUGAAGAAGCAAGGAACUCUUUUGAGAGUGCUAUAGCAAAACUUAGAGCCUGUGGGGAGAGGAAGUCAGCCUUCUUUGGGGUUGUCUUGAACCAAAUGGGAUUGGCUUCUGUACAGUUGUUCAAGAUAGACGAGGCGGCUGAGUUGUUCGAAGAAGCAAGGGGGAUUCUGGAACAGGAGUGUGGCCCAUUCCAUCAAGAUACCAUUGGAGUAUAUGGCAAUCUUGCGGCAACUUAUGAUGCCAUGGGGAGGGUAAAUGAUGCAAUUGAAAUUCUGGAGUAUGUCCUUAAGCUAAGAGAAGAAAAGCUUGGAAUUGCAAAUCCCGACUUUGAAGAAGAGAAGAGAAGGCUAGCCGAGCUCCUGAAAGAAGCAGGCAGGACGCGAGACAGAAAAGCGAAAUCUCUGGAAAAUCUCAUCGAUCCCAACUCCAAGAAGACGAAGAAAGAAGUGAUGAAGAAGUGGCCUAGCUUGGGUUUUCGAAUUUGAGAAAAAAACCGAUCUUUCUUCCCGAUUCCCAUGUCUUAUUGCUCUCUUACACAUGCACAUUCUGUAGCAUAGAGGAUCAUGUAAAGGGGUUGAAGUUGUAAUUUGGUGAGGUUUUCUGUUUAUUGAUCUUUGAAAUCCCCACUUGUUUUGAUAUGUUAAUUGUUUUGUUCUUUGAGCCUUUUGUCUACCGUAAGGAAAUUUGCCCAUUUGAGUGAAUAAAUUUGAUAACAAUGUUUGCUCCUCAUCA